AUGCACGAACAGUUUCCACCGGAAGUGCUAGAGAAACGGCGCAAACUGGUUCCCCACAUGAAAGAUGCCAGAAAGGAGGGUAAACGUGCGUGGAUCGCAUACGAUACCCUGUACGUCGAUGGCAAGCCGGGGCAACACAUACAGCGGCUUGAAGCGGCGGAUUUUACGAUCCCCAGCGAUGACGUGUUGGCCAACAUGACUAGAGCGGACUGGCUAAACGUAUUCUGGAAGUACAUCAACCGCCUUCAGGCGCUGUGCAAGGACGUGAUUAGGGUGGGGACUCUAAAUGACGGGGGUAAAGAGAUAUGUGUAGACGAGCCUUACAGACCGCGGGCUCCUUGCAUCAUAUACUCGUUCGGGAUAAAUAAUAACUUUCUGUUUGACAAUGCUGCCGUGGACUUGUUCGGUUGUGACGUGUAUUGCUUUGAUCCCAGCAUGACGAAUAGCUCUGGUCGUGUCUCGGAACACGUCUGGUUCUAUAAGUUGGGCCUAGCGGGAGAAAAUAAAGUGAAUUCGAAAGGAUGGAGUCUAAAAACACUGGACGCCAUUAAACAAAUGCUUGGACACUCGAACAAAACCAUAGACAUCCUUAAGGUCGAUAUAGAGGGCGAUGAAUGGGCUUCACUUCUUCAGAUGGUCCCGGCGGGGUCGCUUCGAAACGUCAAACAGAUCGCCAUGGAAACGCACUUCCUGUCCAAGCAUCCGCACUUGUCGGAGAUGUUCGGAAAUGAUCAAAUACCCGGAAACAUGCAGUUGUCUGCCCUUAGACAGCUAUACGAGGCGGGUUUCCGGAUAUUUAUGCGGGAACGCAACCUAGUGCUUCACCAGAAGUGGCCUGGGCUGACAAGACCGAUCACCAAUCUGAAUGAAAUUUCCUUGAUCCAGGAAAAUUUCGCUUAUGCGUAAUAAUUGGGCUUAUUUUCUGGUGCCCGAUCGACCACGAACAAUUUCCGAACAUAGCAUUAUAGUAGGAUAUUUAAUUGAUUGUCGUCAUUAUCAGAAUAUCAAUUUGACGGACGUCAUUUCAAAGAUCAUCAACUUGGUUGGUGUUAUUUUUGGAUCACAAAAUAGUUUGACCAAAUAUCUUAAAACAAGCUAAAUGUCGAUUAAAUUGUCGGAUAUGUUUUGUGUUCUUCUAUUAGUUAUGCCCCCGGUAGGAGGGCAUAUAGUGAUCGGACUGUCCGUCCGUCUGUCCGUCUUUCCGUCACACUUUGCGUUGAGGCUUCGAAAAAUGCUCAUAACUUCUAUGUCUCUUGAGAUGUUACCUUCAUAUUUGGUAUGCAUGUGUAUAUGGACAAGGCCUUUCCAUACGCACACAAAUUUUGACCCCUCUGACCUUGACGUUGAACUUAGGGUCGGCGUUUAGGUUUCGAAAUCUGUGUUUAGGUUUCGAAAAAUGCUCAUAACUUCUAUGUCCCUUGAGAUAUAACCUUCAUUUUUGGUAUGCAUGUGUAUAUGGACAAUGUCUUUCCAUACGCACACACAUUUUGACCCAUGUGACAUUGGCCUUGAACUUAGGGUCCGUGUUUAGGUUUCGAAAAGCUCAUAACUUCUAUCAAGCGUUUAUGGGGGCAUAAGUCAUCCUAUGGUGACAGCUCUUGUUUUUAAUUAUGUAAUGCGCUUAUGAUAUUAAACACUUGUGAUGUUUUGAGGCUCGGCUUUUAAACGGCGUAUCUGAUACCACUUAUUCUGAACUUUUAUUAUAGUUUUUCAUUUAUCAACGUUUUAUCUGUUUUGAAAAAAAAUUCGUUCAUUCUCGUAACAACUUUCACCGUGAACAUUGCAGAGUAAAAAAAACGUAUCGAGCAUGAAACAAUAAUAAUUGUAACGGAUUGACAAGGAUAUCAAGAACUAUUUUACUUGCGCAAAUGUUUGAAAGGUAUAUUUUAUUAGGCAUUUAUUUAUAUAAAUAUUUUCUUUAUUAGAUAAAAUAUUUAAAAUUACCGGAGAAAUAAUUCCUGAUUACUUUUCUCAAAAGCGUAAAUAGAGACUUCCUUUUUGAAAAUGCUUGAUUGAUCUGAAUUUCUUUGUCAUGUCACGUGUCAUGUCACGUGUAUAAUAGAAAAUCAUCAAACAGAAUUGAAUAUGAAUGGCAGAUUAAUGUUAAUUCUACCGUUAGUGCUAACUAAUUUAUAGUAAUAUUCAAAUUGAAAUCGUUACAUUUAAUUAAUUUUAAAUUUUGAAAUGCCUUACCUAUGAGACAAUAUCUGGAUGCUGCUGAUUAAACCCACGUGGCAUUAGAGCUGAUCAUCAUAGUACAAAAUGCAUGUUAAAGUCCUGAGUAUAUGCAAUAAAAAUGUGUGCUAAUCCGAGUUUGAAAUCGUGUUUUCCAUUCCACCUUUUCAUUUCAAACGAGUUUUUCUUUGUUGAAGUUAUAUUAACAAUAACCAAACUAUAAUAUAGUCACAGGAAUUUAUCAUAAUGUACUCGGUCAACCCCUACUUAAUAAAAUGUUGUCAACACGUUUCUAUAUACAUUAUAGAUGACACACGCCAAAAUCCUUUUUUGCAAGCGCUUUGGCCACAACGAAUUGAACAUUUGUUCUACGGAUUUUUGCCGACCCCCCACCCCCCUAAAAAAUGGAGCGAGCUAGAGAAAUAAAAAUAAAUUUAUUUGUAUUAUAUUUUUGGUUUAAUCACGGGCGGAAAAUAAAAAAUACAUAUAUUGUCUAUGUAAAAUGAUGUGUUUUGCCAAAUAAAUGCACGAUAUCUUCAAAAUACCAGUACAAGAUCAUUUAGUAGUAAUAAGUGAGUUUAGCCCUUAUCAAAUCUUUGUAAAAAUAAAUAAAGAAAUCUCCAAUAGCUGUUCUGCUUACUCACACCAGGUAGUGAUUACUUAAAUUUAACACGGUACACUGUAGUUACAACAUGAAACAAUAAAUAAUACAAUAAAUAACAAGCAUAAGCAGUGAGUUUUCUUCGCGUUAUACAUUACAGCCUUUAUCUUUUUGAUUGGGGAUAGAGUGCGAUAAACCAUGAAAUUGGGAAAAUUGAAUCAGUAUUAUUAUGAUUAUAAAUAACAGUUAACCAAUUGUUACUAAGUGCAUGCUCAACUGCUGUGUAAAAUUUAUAUUAUAAAACUGCUAGAGAAUUAAACUGCUGUAUGAUUAACUCAA
Dreissena polymorpha is the source of this 3115-nucleotide messenger RNA. RefSeq names its product probable methyltransferase-like protein 24. Bases 1 to 906 code for a protein of 301 amino acids. The record is from RefSeq and is a predicted model, not a curated record. The transcript is spliced from 6 exons. Lineage: Eukaryota; Metazoa; Mollusca; Bivalvia; Myida; Dreissenidae.